Molecule: messenger RNA, 2523 nt
Organism: Anneissia japonica
Lineage: Eukaryota; Metazoa; Echinodermata; Crinoidea; Comatulida; Comatulidae
Exons: 12
Coding region: 1033-2400 (455 amino acids)
Biological process (GO): signal transduction
Molecular function (GO): protein binding
Source: RefSeq, a predicted model, not a curated record
UGGAAACAGAUCUUUGAAGAGGUUAGUAGCUCAGAGAAUGAGGAAGGGGAAGAAGACGUCAACAUCAUGGAGGUCGGGGAUUCCCAGCAAGGCAUGGAGGAGUUCAAAGUACAAAAUGUCACUGAUGCUCUCAAAGGAUUAGAAGCGGCUGUAGAUCAAGAUAACACAAUCACAGAAGACAGCAUGCAGCAUGAGAGCCGAAGAAAUAUUUAAUAACAUACGGAAAGCAUUGGAAGGGAAACCUUAUGAAACAAUGGUGUCAAGUUUCUUUGCUAUUGAGAACAGCUUACCGUUCGCAAGGAGCAAUGCUUCUAACAUUAUGAACCAGAUUUUAAAGUUUGCAAAGAGGAUGGUUAGGAAACUACCUUUGAAAUGGUUGCUUGUUCAACAAGAAAUCCAGAAGUUGAAAGUGGAACAUAUCUAUUUACCAACCAAAGAGAUGAUCGCUUUAGUUCAGCGUUGUGGGGUCAAAAUAGAUGGCCAAAUGGUGCUGCUUGAGUAUUUACACGACCUUGGCGAGAUUCUUUUCUUUCCUGAUGACGACGCCUUAAAGGACAUUAUUGUUUUAGAUCUGAUGAAAAUAGUUGACAUGUUUAAAACAAUAAUCACCGUUAUUGAUCCAAAGUUUAUGAAACAAAGCACAGAAAGGCAUGAAGAAGAUUGGACUCGGGAGUCCCAGAGGAGCAUCUGUUAAGACACCUCUGGAAGGACUUCAAUUUUUCAGAUGAGAUGUUUGACUUCUUUGUAUCUCUCAUGCAGAAAUUUGGACUGGUGUGCGAGAAAAACAUUACAAUGGGUGGUGAACGUAUUUUCUAAGUUCUUUUGCGCUUGAAGCCAAAAUGAAUAGAUGCCACUCAAACUAACAAUUACGGGAUUCACGCAGUUUCAAUCUUUCAUGACUUUGGUCGCUAUCUACCUGACGAUCUUUUCCAGCGUGGAAUAACUAAGUUCAUUGAGAGAUUCCAAGUAAAAGACGAUGAGCCUACAUUAUCUUAUGAGCACGUGGAAUUGGGUAUCGAUGAACUUCAUCACAUGGUUUUGAGUGUAGCCUCAAUCAAGCAUCGUUGUAUGUUUAAGACAACAAUCAUCAGACGAAAAAUCUUCAAUGCCGCUCAGCUUACCCAGGAAGAUGAACCAUCGCCGAUAGUAUGUAAGAAGGUGUUGAUAUUCCUCGAAACAGAACUAAAGUUAUUUUGUCAGAGCGGUGCAAGGGGCGUGGAAUUAACAAGGUACAUUGCUUGCGAUUGUAGGAACGCUCACAUGCAUAUUGUGCGCCAAUUUGACAUGGAUGUGUUGCCAUGUGGAAGCAAUGGAAUGGAAGUGACGUGCUACUGCCGACUAUUUGAAGAUGACGUGCAACAACAAGUCCAGCGCUGUCGGAGAGGUUUUGAUGCUCGUAUAGGCACAAGGGCUAGAAAAAUGAAAAACAGACUUUUUUUCCCACGACCGGCAGCACACAAGGUAAAACAAGGCUUUGUGGAUGACGUCACCAUUGUGACAGUUUCUGACGAUUUAAAUAUCAGCUGGAGAAGGUUUGGUGUCCGUUUGGGACUUAAGUGGUCGAAAGUGAACAAGUUCAAUGCUGAUGAUACGCAGACUUAUAAGGCUGCCAAAAAUAUGAUGAAUGACUGGAGGAGCAGCCUCAGUAACGAUAUUCAUCAACGUAAAGUGUUGUGCACUGCUCUGAAACAACAUAAGCUCAGUCAACUAGCUGAAGAAUUGUUUGAGGGUGAAAUUCGCGAUGAAAAUCUUGUUACGCGAGAAGCAGAAAAAUGGUUUAAUGAUCAAGAUUUGCUGUUUAUCUGUGACAAUUUGGAUCCCGAAUCAUGGAGGAGACUGCGAGUGCGUCUUGGACUCAAAUGGACCGAUAUAAAAAAGAUAACAAAAAACUACAGACUGGUCGAAGACUGCAUCGUGGAAUUGUUGGUUACUUGGAGGGAUGACCAAUCAAAGAGCCAACAAAUACCAAUCAUGGUGAACACUUUGAGGCAACAGAAGCUUGUUGGACUUGCACAAAGUGUACGUGAAAGGCAUGGCUAUAGUGACGAGUCAGAAGUUGCACCAAUUCAUAUAAAUCUGCCUGAAAUUCCAACACCAAUGCAAGGUUGCUUAGUUGAUAUUGACAUAGUAUUUAUCGCUAAUAAACUUGAUGGCAAAGAUUUGACAAUUUUCGGCAUCUACCUUGCUAUGGAGAAACAUGAAAUAAAUCGAAUUGAGUCAGACUUUUCACCACCAAUUGUAGACGCCUAUAUUGAAAUGUUGGUACAGUGGCGAAGUAGACAGGAAGCUGAAGUAAAUCAUCUCAAAUCAAUUAGUGAAGCACUGAACAAAGUUGAACGAAUAAAUAUAAAGAAAGAAAUUGAGUUAUACUGCCAUGAAAGAUGUGGAAAAUUGAAGUAAAGGUGUAAAGGAACAUUUUAAAGAUAACAGUGCAAUAAAAAAUAACACCAGAAUAUAUAUUACCAUGGUUACAUACACCACAGUAGGCCUAACACGUUAGGACACUUUUUAAUUAAGAAAUUA